Molecule: messenger RNA, 2874 nt
Organism: Schistocerca gregaria
Lineage: Eukaryota; Metazoa; Arthropoda; Insecta; Orthoptera; Acrididae
Product: zinc finger protein 263-like
Exons: 5
Coding region: 301-1758 (485 amino acids)
Biological process (GO): regulation of transcription by RNA polymerase II
Cellular component (GO): nucleus
Molecular function (GO): DNA-binding transcription factor activity; RNA polymerase II cis-regulatory region sequence-specific DNA binding; zinc ion binding
Source: RefSeq, a predicted model, not a curated record
GUGUACCGCCAGAUAGCACUACAAGCUGCACCCCCUAGGCGAGCCGGGAGCACCCGAUAGGCAGUAGGCACUAAGAUUUGCUGCGUCUAGACACAAGUCAAGUUCUGUUGUAUGUAAAAUCUUUGUACUGCCAGUAACAGAGUCCUGUUGUUUUGUUUGUGGUAAAACAAAUAGAAAAGGUGAAAGUGUUCGGGACUGUUUAAAUGAAUCGUGGAAACAUAGUCUGUGUUAACAAUGCCUUUUACUACGGUUUAAAAAGCGUUUCAGCGCGAGCAUAAAUUUUAUUACUAAAGCAAACAAAUGGAACUUGUGAAGUGUAGAUUGUGUACCUCUAAUGAAAAUUUAAUUGAAAUAUUCAGUGAGGAUGGACAUGCUCGCCGUCUCGCCCUCAAAAUCAACGAAUGCCUACCAGUCGUGGUGCAUCCAGGAGAUCGUCUUCCUAAGCUUAUAUGUGUGUCUUGCAGUAAUAAAGUGGAAGAAUUUUAUAACUUUUGGAGAGCAUGUGAAGAAGCCAAUUUGACCUUAGAUUCUGUAUGUAACUUGCAGGAAGAUCCAAAUCUUCAAUCUGAGCAGUCACCGAGAGUGAGUCAUCCUGCAGUUAUCGAAGGAUCUGAUGCUAAGACAGAUAAGGAAAAUGAAGAUCAACUGUGUGUGCCAGUUGAGCCAAAUGAUGUAAUGCAAGAACUGUGUGCACGAGCUGAAUCACCAGUUGAGCCUACGUUCAACAUUAAAGAGCCUCGCAUUGGAGAUUAUGUGUUAGUAAAGGAGGAAACAUUUGAACUAGCGAAGGACAAACAUUGCAAGGGUUCAAACAGUAAUGAGGAAAAGAUAAACCUCGAAUUCUCAGAACAUGAGGCUGAAACUGAUAAGGAUAUUUUUGAAGUUCAGCAGAAAAGGAAAGAGAAACUGCCACAGAUGUGGGAUGUUUUUGAAAAGCAUGGUUCAAAUUCUACGGUAACACAUCGGCGAUACAUAAUCAGCAAGGCAGCAUUUUCUUGUUCAUUGUGUGGCCAGUGUUACAAACUCGCAGAAGCAUUAUCUGGAGACACUACUGACAAUAAUGGAGCUGGUGUUGAGUUCCGAACAUUUGCUUGUAGUAUAUGUGGCAAAGUUUUUCCUCGCCGAGGUUCUCUAAAACGACAUCUGUCAUUGCAUGGAGAUGUAAAACCAUUUCCUUGCCAUUUAUGUGGCCGAGCCUUUAACAGAAAGGAACAUUUGUCGAGACACACUCUUUCUCACACAGGUGGGAGGCCUUAUAAUUGUGACAUCUGUUCGAAACCAUUUACAAGAAAAGAACAUUUGGCAAGGCAUCGAAACAUUACUCAUUUUUCAGAACUGCAUCCUAAUAAAAUUUUUGUGACUGCAGGGCCUUCAACUGAAAAUAUUAAGAAGGAAUCAGAAGACAGUAGGACAGACCAGCCUUACAAGUGCAAUUUCUGUGGACAGUGUUUUUCUGAAGAUGAGCACCUUAUCAAACAUCAGGAAAACGAACACUGGCAAGUGACAGCUAGUAGUAUGGAGACCAUCUUGCGACCUUACAUUUGUACUGUGUGUCAUAAGAGAUUUACUCGCAAAGAACAUUUAGUCAGACAUCAUAAGAUCCAUGAGAAGCAUUAUACUAGUGUUCAAAGAACAGAUUUGUCUGUAUCCUUAAUGAAAAACCGUACAUUUUGCAUCGACAUGCAGGGAAUGGAAGUCAGAGGCUCAAGCAGCUGUCCUCUGCCGAAAGUUGCAAGUAUUGACAUGGAAGACAUUUAGGCUAGUUUUCCCUAUUCUUCUCAACUAUCAUGAAUUAUGGACUGUUGCAUGGAGAGCACAUUCACUGAUUUUCUUUUAGAAUGAGUUAAAAAUUGCUGUUCAUUACAAAUUUCAUCUUUUUAAUAGCAUUUAAAUUAGAGCAAAGGUUCUGAUUGAUUGGAGGUUUUAGGUAGACAGAUUGAUUUGUGUGUUUGGAUAAUUGUCACAAUGCCUGUAGCCUAGCUUCAAGUACUGGUCUGGCAUACAGUUUUAAUUUGUCAUAAAAUUUUGUUAUUUUAAAACAGUUACCAGGUUAGAUAAUCAUACAUCAGUUUAAGAUUAUUAUAACAUUUUCCCACUGUCCUCUAUCAUGUCAUAAGCACUUGACCUUGUAUCCUGGACACUUUCCUUUCUCACAUAUACCUUAUACUUCUCACCUUAAUUACACUUUUCUCCCCCUCACCAUCACACAUUGCUUACUCAAUCCCUACCUCCCCCUCCUCCCUUGUUCCCUCCCCUUCCCCCCUCCUUCUUUCCUCUUCCCCCCUCCUCCUCUUCCCUCUCCCAUCUCGUUACAUUUCCUUCCCGCCUCCCUCUCUCCCCAUAAAAGAAGAGGAGGAUAUUAGUGUUUAACGUCCUGUCGACAACGAGGUCAUUAGAGACUGAGCGCAAGCUCGGGUGAGGGAAGGAUGGGGAAGGGAAUCGGCCGUGCCCUUUCAAAGGAACCAUCCCGGCAUUUGCCUGAAGCGAUUUAGGGAAAUCACAGAAAACCUAAAUCAGGAUGGCCGGAGACGGGAUUGAACCGUCGUCCUCCCGAAUGCGAGGCCAGUGUGCUAACCACUGCGCCACCUCGCUCGGUCUCUCUCCCCAUAGACCAUCUCUCAUUGGGAAGGACAAUGGGUCAAUAUGCCUCCGGCCAUCCAAAUUUAGGUUUUCUGUGUUCCCUAAAUCGCUCCAGGCAAAUGCUAAGAUGGUUCCUUUGAAAGGAUGCAGCCAAUUUCCUUCCCCAUCUUUGAAACAUUCAGGGUUUGUGCUCCAUCUUCAAUGACCUCUAUGUUGACUGCACAAUAAACACUAAUCUUCCUUCCUAUGACCCGUACUGACUCCCCCACUCCACUCUCUCUCUCCCUCUCCCUC